Anolis sagrei ordinatus is the source of this 2584-nucleotide messenger RNA. RefSeq names its product cytochrome P450 2C18-like. NCBI's taxonomy places the organism in Eukaryota, Metazoa, Chordata, Lepidosauria, Squamata, Anolidae. The record is from RefSeq and is a predicted model, not a curated record. Gene Ontology annotation, biological process: xenobiotic metabolic process; epoxygenase P450 pathway. Gene Ontology annotation, molecular function: iron ion binding; oxidoreductase activity, acting on paired donors, with incorporation or reduction of molecular oxygen, reduced flavin or flavoprotein as one donor, and incorporation of one atom of oxygen; heme binding. Gene Ontology annotation, cellular component: intracellular membrane-bounded organelle; cytoplasm.
CUGUGGAGCACCACAACUCACCUUCCCCUUCAUUGGAUCUGGAGACGUUGUUGUGCUCUCUUCACGUUUUGGGAUGGAGCCCUUGGGGACGUCAACGGUUCUGCUGGUCAUCUGCCUCUCCUGCCUUCUCCUUUCUGCCAUCUGGAAGAGCCAGGCCAACAAGAGGGGGAAAAUGCCCCCUGGACCACCCCCAUUGCCCCUCAUUGGGAAUGCUCUGCAACUCAAGACCAACCACCUGGACCUGACUCUUAGCAAGCUCAGUGAGAAGUAUGGCCCUGUCUUCUCCUUGCAUUUUGGAAUGAAGCCUGUUGUGGUGCUCCAUGGCUACGAUGCCGUCAAAGAAGCCCUGAUUGAUCAGGCCGAGGAGUUUGCUCCCCGAGGGAAGAUGCCAUUCGUAGAUAAAUACUUUCAAGGCAAAGGGAUCAUAUUCAGCAAUGGAGAGAGAUGGAAGCAGCUCCGUCGCUUUGCCCUGACCACCCUCCGCAACUUUGGGAUGGGGAAGAAGAGCAUCGAGGAGAGGAUCCGAGAAGAAGCCCAGUAUCUCCUGGAACAGCUGCAGGCCACAAAAGAGCAACCAUUUGACCCCACUUUCCUGCUCAACUGCGCUACUUCCAACAUCAUCUGCUCCAUUGUCUUUGGAAAGCACUACGACUAUGACGACAAGAAGUUCCUCGCCAUCAUGGCCGUAAUGAAUGACAACUUUGAGGUCCUUAGCUCCCCUUGGGGCCAGGUGGCCAACAUUUUCCCUUCCUUCAUGGACUUGAUCCCGGGGCCUCAUCACAGAGUAGGGACAAACUUGGCAAAAGCCAGAGCGUUUGUUGUGGAGGAAGUGGAGGCCCACAAGGAGUCCCUGGACCCCAGCUCCCCUCGGGAUUUCAUUGACUGCUUCUUUCUCAAACUGGACCAGGAAAAGAACAACGAGGCAUCUGAGUUCACCACUGAGAACCUGCUAAUGUCCACCAUUGACUUAUUUGGGGCAGGGACUGAAACGACCAGCACCACCCUCAGAUACGGGCUCCUGAUCCUCCAGAAGUACCCAGAGAUAGAAGAGAAAGUGCGAGAGGAGAUUGACCGGGUGGUUGGUCGCUCGCGGUUUCCUUGCAUGUCUGACCGUGGUGAGAUGCCCUACACGGACGCUGUCAUCCAUGAGAUCCAGAGGUUCAUCUCUCUCGUCCCGAUGAGUCUUCCCCAUUCAGUGGCCAAAGACACGUUGUUCCAUGGAUACACCAUCCCCAAGGACACCACAGUGCUUCCUGUGUUGACCUCAGUGCUUCAUGAUGGCAAGGAGUUCCCCAACCCCACAGAGUUUGACCCACAGCAUUUCCUGAACAAGGAUGGGAGCUUCAGGAAGAGUGACUACUUCAUGCCCUUUUCUACAGGGAAGCGCAUCUGCGCAGGGGAAGGCCUGGCCCGCAUGGAGCUCUUCUUGUUCUUGACCUCCAUCCUCCAGAACUUCAAGCUGAAGCCCCUCACCCACCCCCAGGACAUCGACAUCAAGCCCCACCUGAGUAGCUUGGGAAACAUUCCCCGGUCCUAUCGUCUCUGCGUUGUGCCCCGAUGAGCGCGUUGUACCCAUUUAAGGUGGAAUCAGGUGUCAAACAGGGAUUAUGUGUUAUUGCCCCAACCUUGUUUUCCAUCUUCAUCGCUAUGAUACUUCAUCUUGUUGACGGAAAGCUUCCCACUGGAGUGGAAAUCAUCUAUCAGACAGAUGUCAAGCUGUUUAACCUCAGCAGACUGAAAGCCAAAACCAUGGUUACAACAACAUCUGUUAUAGAACUCCAAUAUGCUAAUGACAAUGUCGUCUGUGCGUGUAAUAAGAAAUUCAAUGUACAAAUUUGACAAAUAUGAAUUUAAUAAUUAUGUGUGGGAAUGAAUGGAAGAAUGCAAGGAUGUAUGAAUGGAAUUAAUAAUUUUGGAAACACCAGUAUAAUAUUAAUGCCUGCAAUGACAAACUACCUGCUUACUGGACUUGCUAAUGAGAAACCCUGAUAAGAACGGGAGAGUGAUAAAGGAAAUAUUUGCAACAUUCCUUAUCUUAAGAAGGAAGUCAACACAAGAUCAACACCAAUCAAGAAGAUAAACAUCUGGCUAGGAAACUGAGAUGGAUCCAGGAUGGAAGAUGUCUGUCAUUAAUUUACAACUUUGGGACGACAUCAGCAGAAUAUUCCUAUAAAAGACUCAGUCUAAUAAUGCUCAAAGUGUGGCAGACCUGAGGAGUCUGUUCCACCCACCAUGCUCUGCUCCAUGGGAAGGAGAGAGAUAGUGGACGUAUGGAGAGUGGCAGAUCUUCAAGGGGGCAGUCUGGACACUUUGGGGCUUCUUUCUCAAGGGAAGAGGAAGAAGUGCGCUUUUGGAGUCUUGGAUUUUGUGCAGGGAGUCAGGUUCUGCUGUGUGGAAAACAGAGAUCUGGUCCUUGGCAUUGUGUUUAGGGAAAGAAGUUUUGGCAUUUCAGCGUUUUGAAGUUUUGGCAUUAUGGAAGUUAUGGAACUAUACGUUGGCAGGCUGCAGGAAAGCAGGGUCUGGCCUAAGAGGGGCUUCUCCAAGGAGGGAGAAAAGGAUAUGGUAAUAUUUGGAUGCAUGUGGA